AUGCUGUCCGGAGUGCUGCUGUUCAACCAGAAGGGCGAGCUGCUCAUCAUGCGCGCCUUCCGCCAGGACAUGCGCCCUCGACUCGCCGACGUCUUCCGCAUCCAAGUAAUCAGCAACCCUCAGAUCAGAUCGCCCAUUCUCACCCUCGGAAGCACGACAUUCAGCCACAUCAAGAGCGAGAACAUAUACAUCGUCGGCGUCAGCAAGGGUAACGUUAACAGCGCGUUGGUAUUCGAGUUCCUGUACAAGCUGGUCCAACUGGGCAAGAGCUACUUUGGCCGCUUCGAUGAGGAGGCUGUCAAGAGCAACUUUGUUAUGGUCUACGAAUUGCUGGACGAGAUCCUGGAUUUUGGCUAUCCUCAAAAUACAGAGACCGAGACAUUGAAAAUGUACAUCACUACAGAGGGUGUCAAGUCAGAACGCGCACUGGAGGACAGCAGCAAGAUCACAAUGCAAGCCACUGGAGCGCUAAGCUGGAGAAGAGACAAUAUCAAAUACCGCAAGAACGAGGCUUUUGUGGAUGUGAUUGAGGACGUCAAUCUUCUGGUGUCAGCAUCGGGGACUGUGCUUCGCGCGGACGUCAACGGAGCCAUAGAGAUGCGUGCCUACCUGUCAGGUACGCCAGAAUGCAAGUUUGGUCUGAACGAUGCUUUGACGCUGGCAUCGCAUUCUGGAGGCGUGGAUGGACAAGGUGGUCCCAUCGGCAACUUGCCUGGCAACAAGGCAACCAAAGCCGCUGCAGGCUCAGUCACUUUGGAAGACGUUUCGCUUCAUCAAUGCGUGAAGCUCAGCUCAUUUACCUCCGAUCGGACCAUUUCAUUCAUCCCACCGGACGGCUCCUUCCAGCUCAUGUCGUAUCGCUGCUCGGAGAACGUCAACCUGCCAUUCAAGGUACACGCUAUCGUCAAUGAAAUUGGACGAAGCAAAGUCGAGUACUCAAUCGCAAUCCGGGCCAAUUAUGGUGCAAAGCUUUUCGCUACCAAUGUAUCCGUUCGCAUACCUACACCGCUCAACACAGCAAACACAACCCAUCGCACCUCGCAAGGCAAGGCCAAGUACGUCCCAGCUGAAAAUGUGAUCGAGUGGAAGAUUGCACGAUUCACUGGCCAGAGUGAAUUUGUCCUGAGCGCAGAGGCUGAGCUGAGUGCCAUGACCACGUACAAGGCUUGGUCAAGACCGCCGCUGAGCAUGCAAUUCAGCUUGUUGAUGUUCACGAGUUCAGGGCUUCUUGUGCGCUAUCUGAAGGUGUUUGAGAAGGGCAAUUAUAGCAGUGUCAAGUGGGUGCGGUACAUGACAAGAGCUGGAAGCUACGAGAUCAGAUUUUGA
Messenger RNA from Pseudocercospora fijiensis CIRAD86, 1326 nucleotides. RefSeq lists its product as uncharacterized. The record is from RefSeq and is a predicted model, not a curated record. Gene Ontology annotation, molecular function: clathrin-cargo adaptor activity. Lineage: Eukaryota; Fungi; Ascomycota; Dothideomycetes; Mycosphaerellales; Mycosphaerellaceae. Gene Ontology annotation, cellular component: cytoplasmic vesicle; AP-2 adaptor complex. The transcript has a single exon. Gene Ontology annotation, biological process: intracellular protein transport; clathrin-dependent endocytosis. Bases 1 to 1326 code for a protein of 441 amino acids.